Messenger RNA from Chanos chanos (milkfish), 2723 nucleotides. It is a transcript of the gene trap1, whose product is annotated as TNF receptor-associated protein 1. The transcript is spliced from 18 exons. Gene Ontology annotation, molecular function: ATP binding; ATP-dependent protein folding chaperone; ATP hydrolysis activity. Gene Ontology annotation, biological process: protein folding. The coding region runs from base 28 to 2178 and encodes 716 amino acids. Lineage: Eukaryota; Metazoa; Chordata; Actinopteri; Gonorynchiformes; Chanidae. The record is from RefSeq and is a predicted model, not a curated record.
UAGGUCAAAGCAUAGCACAUAGCAAAAAUGUCCCGUUGCCUAACAUUCGCGAAAUUUGCUCUUGGAGCCUCUCAACGGGUCAGCUCGCGGCUCGUUUCUUCCACUCGAAGUUUAAGAAGUAGGAUUGUGACAGGAGCGCUCAGCAGAGCUGAUGCAAAUGCAAGGCUCCAGUAUCAUACGAGAUCCCGACUGCUGGGCUCUCUCUAUCCCGGUGCCAGUGUGACCUAUCGCGCCUACAGCACACAGCAGGCAGAGAGUGCGGAGGAGGAACCGCUGCACACCAUCAUUAGCGAUACUGAGAGCGUUCAAGGUUCCCUUUCUAAACAUGAGUUCCAGGCAGAGACUAAGAAACUGUUGGACAUUGUGGCAAGAUCUUUGUACUCAGAGAAAGAGGUGUUUAUCCGAGAGCUCAUCUCUAACGGAAGCGAUGCCUUGGAGAAGCUACGACAUAAGCUGAUAUCCGGAGGAGGAGAAACUGCAUCCAUGGAGAUCCAUCUACAGACUGAUGCAGCUAAAGGCACCUUCACUAUUCAGGAUACUGGGAUCGGGAUGACUCAAGAGGAACUGGUGGCAAAUUUGGGUACCAUUGCACGUUCUGGCUCAAAGGCAUUCCUGGAUGCCUUGCAGAAUCAAGCUGAGGCCAGCAGCUCUAUCAUUGGACAGUUUGGUGUGGGCUUCUACUCAGCCUUCAUGGUCGCAGACAAAGUGGAGGUCUAUUCCCAGUCAGCGGAGCCAGGCAGUCCUGGAUACAAGUGGUCCUCGGAUGGGUCUGGAGUGUUUGAGAUUGCAGAGGCUACCGGUGUCAGACAGGGCACCAAGAUUGUGCUCCAUCUCAAAGCCGACUGCAAAGAGUUCUCUUCUGAGGACCGUGUGAAAGAGGUUGUGACCAAGUACAGCAACUUUGUCAAUUUCCCAAUUUUUCUGAAUGGUCGACGACUCAACACACUACAGGCUCUCUGGAUGAUGGAACCUAAAGAGAUCAGUGAAUGGCAGCAUGAGGAGUUUUAUCGUUAUGUGGCACAGGCGUACGACAAGCCCCGUUACACCCUGCACUACCGUGCCGACGCCCCGCUUAACAUUCGCAGCAUCUUCUACGUUCCCGAAAUGAAACCAUCUAUGUUUGAUGUGAGCAGGGAGAUGGGCUCCAGUGUAGCGCUGUACAGCAGGAAGGUCCUGAUUCAAACUAAAGCCACUGACAUCCUGCCUAAGUGGCUACGCUUCCUACGUGGCGUGGUGGACAGUGAAGACAUCCCCUUAAACCUCAGCAGAGAGUUACUUCAGGAGAGUGCUCUCAUCAAGAAGCUGAGAGAUGUUUUGGAGCAGCGAGUCAUUAAAUUUCUGCUGGACCAGAGCAAGAAGGAGCCGGAGAAGUACGGCCAUUUCUUUGAGGACUUCGGUUUGUUCAUUAGGGAGGGCAUCAUCACCACCCCUGAGCAGGACGUCAAGGAAGAUAUAGCAAAACUUCUGCGCUUUGAGUCCUCGGCCUUGCCCGCGGGACAGCAGACCAGUCUGAUGGAGUAUGGCUCUCGCAUGAAGGCAGGCACCCGCAACAUCUAUUACCUGUGUGCUCCUAAUCGCCACCUAGCUGAGCACUCCCCCUACUUUGAAGCCAUGAAACAGAAGGACAUGGAGGUUCUGUUUUGCUUUGAGCAGUUUGAUGAGCUCACCAUGCUCCACCUCAGAGAGUUUGACAAGAAGAAGCUCAUCUCUGUGGAAACAGACAUUGUGGUAGACCACUACAAAGAAGAGAAGUUUCAAGAUAGCAAGCCUGCAUCUGAGAGACUUACAGAACAGCAGGCAGAAGACUUGAUGGCCUGGAUGAGAAACUUACUGGGCCAGAAAGUGACAAACAUCAAGGUGACCCCCCGUCUGGACACGCAUCCAGCCAUGAUCACGGUGCUGGAGAUGGGGGCAGCGCGUCACUUCCUACGUACUCAACAGCUGGCCCGUAGCUCAGAGGAGAGGGCACAGAUACUGCAGCCCACGCUGGAGAUUAACGCUGGACAUGACCUGAUAAAGAAGCUUCAUGCACUGAAAGACUCAAACCCUGACCUGGCCCAGCUGUUGCUUGAGCAGAUCUAUGAUAACGCCAUGAUUGCGGCCGGGCUUAACGACGACCCUCGGCCUAUGAUUUCACGUCUGAAUGACCUGUUAACUAAAGCCCUGGAGAAGCACUGAUUCCGCCUCCUGUGUCUGUAUUAACUUACCAUGCUAGUCCUUAGGACCGUUUCUCAGUGGUCCCACACUGUUCCAUGGCUUCAUCCUCCACAGUUCACUCUGGUCUCACUAAACCCUGCACCCCCCUCAGUGAGAUGAAACAGCCUCGCAGCCAUGGGAUGACGGAAAGCAAGAAGAGGCACUCUGUGUGGAAAAGGAAAGCGACCAUAUAAAAUUCUGUAUUUUGGUUGAUGAAUGAUAUGCGACUCUGUCAGACUGGGCUCUGUUUGUACCCGAGAACUCGUUUUAAGAAAAGAAAAAAAAAAGAUUUCAUAUUCCAUAGUAUCCCAUACAGGAGAAGUCGAUUCAUUGCUAACUCUUCAAGGAUAAAGGCCGGUAGGCCUGUGUGUGACAGAGAUCUGUAUUGUCAUUAUUACCUGUUCAUUUUAUUUACAUAUUACUUUCCAUGAUUGUGUUUUGUUAGUAAAUGAUCCGUAUUAUGAAAAUUUUGGUAAAAUCUAAUGAUAAUGUCUGUUUCUUGACCCCCACCCCUCUAUCAGCCAACA